AUUCAAGAUCCGGCAUUCGAUGCAAUUCGUGUGCAUCAGCUAGUACUGCGUUCACCAGCAACCGUCAUUCGCUUACCUCGACGCUUCAAAACAUGGCGGCAACAGUGUCCGAACUCUUGGCUAGCAGUCUCUAAGCAACUGGCGCCAAAAGUCGCUGCCAGCCAGCCGCCACUGCUGUCUUCUCGCUCGCUCACUCAGCCAGAGUACACAGUCGGAGUGAGUGUGUGCCCGGAGCAGAGCAGGACAGAUGAUAGUGGUUUUUCGCGCGCUGCCGUAGACAAGGACGGCCGAUCUCGUACACACACACACACACACCCACACAAUCGCGCGCGUUUCAGUCGUCGUGUGUUAAAGAGUUGUAUUGUUGAGUGCAGUAUGCGUGUUAUCGUGCUCCUGUGGCUGAUACACCCAGUGCUUGGCGGCACUAGGCCCGAGUAAACGUCGUCCUCGCCCGCAGCUUACUAUACUUUUCUCUCUCUCUCUCUCUCGCUCUCUCUCUGCACCGAGGAAGACGGAGGCAGAGUCAGUCACGCAUACUCUUACACACGCGUCGUAUGAACGUAUAUGCAGGCGCAGCAGCAGCAGCAGCAGCCAGUAAUAGCAUAAUACAAUACGCGCCGAGUGAGAAGGAACGAUAGAGAGAGAGAGAGAGGGAGCAAGAGGGGCUGCAAGAAGCGCCAGUGAGAAAGAGUCGUGCUGUGGUGAAGCUGAGAGAGAGAGAGAGAGAGAGAGCGAGUGCGUGCAGAGGCUGAAAAAUGCCGCCGAAGAAGCGGGAGAAGGAGCCGGAGGCGAUGGCUGCGUCAGGCCCAGGACAGAAGCAGCUGAAUACCCAGUCGACGGGCCAAUCGCAGACCCCGGCCAGGAUGGAUCAGAUACAGGCGGACCACGAGCUCUUCCUCCAGGCAUUCGAGAAGCCAACUCAAAUUUAUAGAUUUCUGCGAACUCGAAAUCAGAUGUCGCCAAUAUUCUUGUACAGAAACUUAACAUACAUGAGACAGCGCAUGUCUCGAACUCACAAAUCACGUCGAGGAUUUCGAAUCAAUUCUAUCCUCGAGAAAUUAAUGGCCAAGAACGAACAGGAACAGAAUAACGCAAUGCGCGGCUACAUGACACUCACGUUUUUAGGAUUUUACGACAAACAACUUGAGGCACCACAAGAUCCAGUAAAAGUAGAAACGCUUUUGUUAAAAAUAUGUCACAAGAAACGCAAAGAUGUCAGCUCUCCGAUAAUGCAGGUCUCAGUGGGUACUAGCGAAGUUCCGAUAAACCCUUCCGAAAAUCAACCGCCGUCGAAAGCUCCCACAGUAUCGAUACCCAAUGAAUCAUUUGGUUUAAACAAUGGUCAUGUAGCCAAGACGUACAUGCUUCUGCUUAGGGUUUACUGCGUAUCUAACAAUAGCUGCCUUCUGCAAAACUGUGAUGGAGAAGAACCACCUCAAAAACGUCGCAAGACAGCCAACGGCACUGCCAUGAAGGGUAAUAGCACCGAGGAAGUCAAACUUUACGGUUCUGAGCUGGUCGUAUAUGAUAAGCAUAAUCGCUGUCUGUUGACGGAUGGCGACUACGAGCUUAGUUUACAAGAGGUACAAACGAGCGUGAGGGCGAGUCCCAAGAAGCAUAGCUCUUGGGAGGUGAUACCCGAUAUCAAGGAUUGCGGACCUUUCGACGUAUUUGGCCGCGGUCCGACGCUUAAAUUUAGACUGAACUGGACCGCCGAACCCAGUAACGGUUUCGUGGACAGGCCUCCACCAAUCAACCCACUGCCUAGUGGCGAUAAUAAGGAAAAUCGGCCCGGAAACAACGGUUCAGAUAGGUGUUCAACUAACCUUAAUAAUAAUAAUACUAAUAAUAACAAUAAUACAACACUGCCAACACCUAGUCCACUUGUACCUUCGAAGAUUUCUGUAGCAAAUUCAGAUAAACUAGAGGCGUCAAAGGGCAACCAACAAAUCGUUUAUCAGUUUCUUUAUAAUAAUAAUAGUCGUCAACAAACGGAAGCGUGCGAGGACUUACACUGCCCUUGGUGUUCACUCGAUUGUGGAAGAUUGUAUUCGUUAUUGAAACAUCUAAAGCUGUGUCAUUCAAGAUUCACAUUCACAUACGUUCCCAUACCACAAGGUGCUAGAAUAAAUGUAGCUAUUAAUGAUUGCUAUGAUGGGUCUUAUGCAGGUAGUCCACAUGAAUUGGUUUCUCAGCCUUGCAAUGUCACAUAUUCUAGAACAGGACCCACUAGGCGUACUAGUGUAACAAAUAUCGUAGUAUGCCGACCCAAAAGACCAAAGCCAAGUCUUUCAGAAUUUUUAGAACUCGACGAAAAUGAAUUGGAAAAUUCGCGGCCUUAUAUCACCGGUCAUAAUAGGUUAUAUCAUCACACCGUUACCUGCUUACCAAUAUAUCCGAAAGAAUUAGAUGCCGAUUCUGAAGGUGAAAACGAUCCGAAAUGGCUUCAGACUAAAACCAUGAUGAUGAUCGACGAUUUCACAGAUGUAAAUGAAGGUGAAAAGGAGUUGAUGAAAAUGUGGAAUCUCCACGUAAUGAAACAUGGCUAUGUUGGCGAUUGCCAAAUUCCAUUAGCCUGUCAAAUGUUCCUUGAGAAGAAAGGCAAAGAGCUUCUCAUGAAAAACUUAUAUCGCAAUUUCGUUUUACAUGUGAGCAGUCUCUUUGACUUCGGUCUUAUCAGCCCUGUAAUUCUUUACCAAACUAUUCAAAAAUUACAAGAUUUAAUGAAAGAAGAAGGUGAGAACGGAGAUAUUCGUAAGGUAUUGCAGAAGUCACAUGCGGCUCAGGUGGAGCGAUGGAUUACGAAUGGUAGUCAAAAUUCGACAGAAUUCGUAAAAACAGCAAAUAUAAACCAAGCCAGUAAAGUCAAUUUCAACCAUGAUGGACUCACGAAUUUAAACGCAAGGCGAAAGACGACAUUACCAAUGGGCUCACCGCCAGGCAGCAAUCACAAUGGGAUGAAACACCCGAGUAUGAUGGCUACUAGCAAACCGAACGGCAAUGCGAAAGAUAACCAAAUGAACGGAGAACUAUUGCCAUCGAGGCGCAAAAGUACGAAUUCUGCGUAGCUUCUCGAAUGUUGUCGAUUUAUACGAGAGGAUGCGUAAAUCGGGUGUUUCUAUGACGAUUGUAUGGUUUUCUUUUAUUGAUAAUUACUCGAAUGUGCAACGUUGUUUUUUAUGUAGAGGAAAGAAUGGCUUUAUGCACUGAAUGUUUUAAAUGAAAAUUGAUGAUUGACAAUGAGAUAUAUGCAUGCAUGAGUUUAGAUUUUCAAAUUCUAAAGUAAUUAAACUUUUCGUUUUUUGCCGAAACGGAGUUUUACUUUCAAACAUAUGAUUUUGUUAACACUUUUAAAUAUCUAAACAAUUCGAUAUGGUGGAUAUUUUUAGUAUAUAAGUGUUUGUAAUUAAAACUAUUACAAAAGAUUUUUUUUUACUUUUUUUUUCAUUGCUUAUUAUUGAAUGAAACCCGUUAUGUUACAUGCAUGAAGAACAAGCGAUAAAAAUUAUUUUUAGCUUUUGAUUAGUUUUUUUUAAACUUUUGUUACAAUGACAAAUAAACUAUGGAUUAUUCUAUGAAAAAUGUUCUUGUUUGAAAGUAAAAUACCUCAAAGGCAGAUAAACAGAAGUUUAAGAUUUGGAUAUUAGCAUUUAACUUUAUUUUAACUUUGCUUUGAUUUACGAUAAAUAAAACAAAAAAUUUUAUUCGGAUAGUUUGUUAAAUUUACAUCAAAAUGAAGCAAUUUUUCUUAAUAUGUUUUUUUUAUAAAAAUAUGAGAAUUGUUGAAAAUUGUUUGAGUAAAUUUCAAUAACGAUACAAACGUCUGUAAAAUGUAACUAACAGUUAUUCUCGAAAAAUUAUAUCUGCGUAUACCAUCGAUCAUCGCGUUUACAAUUUUUUGUACAGUAUUUGUUGCAGAUAAUAUAAUUGCGAAGAAUUAUAUUACUAAUUAAUUGUCGUCGCCAUCUGCGGUAUAGUAUGUAAAAAACAGAAAAAUGUUCGUCACUGUUUGAUAUAGCUGUGUAGCAUGUUCUUUUAUAUUUGAAUCAAGUGUUUGGUGAGAUUUAUUUGCUAUCCUUUUUUUUAUUAUUUUCCUUGCUUGUUUAUCGUCGUCUGUUUAUAGCCAAAUCAUUCCAUCAAAAAUGAUGAGAGACUUAGACUCCUCUGCAAAAUUAUUGUAUUGUAAUAAGGUCUAUUCUUUCGAAAGUUCAAACUUGAAAGUUAUUAUUCAACUUUGGUAGUGUGAUGCUUUUAAUUCACUCUAGUCAACAAUAUUUGGAUACUAGCUUAGCCGACAAAAAUGAAACUACCACCGCUGGUAUCGAAUUUCAUAAAUUAAUUAAGCAGCACUGUACCUCAGGGACUGUCAAAGAAAAAAAGGAAAAGCAGUUUAAUUAACAUUCAAACAUUGGUUUUGGCUUUAUCAAAUUUAUAUAUAUAUAAUUGAAGCAAACGAGGUUGGCUCGAAUACUUAGUUCAUUAGUGAUGAAUAUUGAAAAGUCGAUUAGAACUUUGAAGAAAAAAAUACCUAAUUAUUUUUAAUGAAAAUGUUGGAAAAAAAAUAUUAUUCUUGCAUAGGAAAUCUUUUUAGACUUAAGAAAAUACCAAUUGGAUAAGUGAAAAAUAAAAAAAAAUAAUUAUGAAAUCUUAAUUUAUAUAUAACUCACGUUCGUUCUAGUAGAAAGAACAUACACAUUGUAAAUGCCGAACACUUAAUUUAAGUAUUGGAGUGAAUUGACAGAAUGAAAGUGCCUUUAUAAAAUCCAAGAUCGUCUGAUAAUCCGUAUAGGACCGGACGGCAGCGUGACAGCAAUUGUGAAUCGAUAACGCGACUUAAUUCUUUUAGCGUUUGUAGAAAAAUCACGCUUUGUAUAAAUGAUAAGUAUAGAGUUGAAAAUUCAUGUACAAUUUUCUCCUUUUUAAUAGUGAAAAUUCAUGAUUGCCGUUAUUGUCGACCGUCGAAGUAUCUUAAAUCGAGUCUUGGAUAUUCUCUCAGACGUUUCAAUGCUGCUUAGAAAGAUCACGUAUGAUGUUAAUGAUCAUUAUUACAAUGUAUUCGCGUAUAACAUGCAAUCAUUUUUGUCGACAGUUGUCUCAAGAAACUGCCCAAGCAAUAUAUAUCCAUACUUUGAUUUAGUGGAUGAGCUGCACGUUUUGUUCUCGAUGAAACAUGUAUUAGAUUUUUUUUAGAUUUUUACGGGACACGGCAAGGAUGCUGGUUUUCUUGCGACUGAAUAUACGCAAAUGUUUUUUUUUUCUGUUGUUGAUUUUUAUACAAAGCUAUUGCGUUGCUCAAAUUAUAUCAUUGACAACAAUGACAGAACAACAAAAAGCAUAUUCUUACGGCAACUGUGACAUCAUUGUCCAUUAUUAUUACUGUUUACAUUAAGAUGUAUAUAGUAAACAAUUUUCAAUAAAAAUCUGUGAACGAAAACCCA
Nasonia vitripennis (jewel wasp) is the source of this 5438-nucleotide messenger RNA. RefSeq names its product polycomb protein suz12-B (gene Su(z)12). Gene Ontology annotation, molecular function: chromatin DNA binding. The transcript is spliced from 10 exons. Lineage: Eukaryota; Metazoa; Arthropoda; Insecta; Hymenoptera; Pteromalidae. Gene Ontology annotation, cellular component: nucleus; ESC/E(Z) complex. The record is from RefSeq and is a predicted model, not a curated record. The coding region runs from base 756 to 3068 and encodes 770 amino acids.